This is a messenger RNA of Nanorana parkeri, 990 nucleotides long. Its product is annotated as alpha-1,4-N-acetylglucosaminyltransferase-like. Gene Ontology annotation, biological process: protein O-linked glycosylation. The record is from RefSeq and is a predicted model, not a curated record. The transcript is spliced from 2 exons. Lineage: Eukaryota; Metazoa; Chordata; Amphibia; Anura; Dicroglossidae. Bases 11 to 964 code for a protein of 317 amino acids. Gene Ontology annotation, molecular function: acetylglucosaminyltransferase activity.
AAACAAACGUAUGCUAGAUGUUUGGUCAUCCGUCUCCAAUGACAGACACUUUCAUGGUUCUACAAAUGUAACCUAUAAGCCUAUAACACAAUACACCAUUCUCAACAAAGGAAAUGGAAUUUUAUUUAUGGAGACCACGGACAGAAUGGAACCACCAUCCCUGGUCUUGUGUUCUAUUGAGUCAGCAGCUCGAGUCUACCCGGACAGACCAGUUGUCUUCUUCAUGAAAGGACUGGAGGAUAUCAUCACCGAGGAGGAUGAGCACAGAGUUCGCAAACACUUUCCAACUCUUUCAUCUUUUGAUAAUAUCUACUUCUUUCCAUUGAGAAUGGAGGAGCUGUUCAUGUAUACACCACUUAUGACUUGGUAUAAAAAGGUAAACCCCCAAAAAGAAAAGUACUGGACUCAUGUUAUUUCAGAUGCCUGCAGGUUUGCCAUGAUCUGGAAACAUGGAGGAAUUUAUAUGGAUACUGAUGUCAUCUCCAUAUGCCCAAUACCUAAGGAUCAUUUUGUAGCGGCUGAAUCCCCCAGGGUUACCAGCGGUGGUGUUUUUGGGUUGCCCCCAUUUCAUAGUGUGAGCUGGGAGUUUAUGGAAAACUUUGUAGUGGAAUACAAAGGAUGGAAAUGGGGACAUAAUGGACCAGGAGUGUUCACUCGUGUUAUAAAAAAGUUGUGUGGAGAGAUAGUGUUUACAUUUUUGGUGGAUACCAUCUGUGCAAAUAUGUCCUACUUUCAUCCUCAUCGUUUCUACCCAAUUUUGUAUACAUCAUGGCAAAAAUAUUUUGAAGUCUCGAACUAUCUACCAACUUUUACAGACUCGUAUGGCCUGCAUUUAUGGAACUAUAAAAACAAGAAUGGUCUAACUAUGGUUCCUGGAAGUAAUACAUUAGUGGAACACCUCUAUAAAAAAUACUGCCCCUCUACAUAUGAAGCUAUUGUGAGGAACGAAAGGCUUCACGUUUAAAAGAGAACUCCAUGAAACACAUAGUG